Molecule: messenger RNA, 2043 nt
Organism: Leptonychotes weddellii (Weddell seal)
Lineage: Eukaryota; Metazoa; Chordata; Mammalia; Carnivora; Phocidae
Source: RefSeq, a predicted model, not a curated record
AAGUAUGUCACAGUGAUGAGUGAUCUCAAAUCCCUUUUAUCUAGUUUGGCACAUUUUCCCUCCACAGUGAGAAGAUUGCUCACCUCUGGCAUUGUGAUUCAGGUGUUCCCACUGCAUGAUAACGAAGCCCUAAAGAAGCUUGAAGACAGCUGGUACACCCGGUUUACUUUGAAGUAUCAGCCCCUAGACCGUAUUCGUGGCUACUUUGGGGAAACAAUCGCUCUUUACUUUGGAUUUUUGGAAUAUUUCACUGUUGCCUUAAUCCCUAUGGCAGUCAUUGGGUUACCUUACUAUUUGUUUGUGUGGGAAGACUAUGACAAGUAUGUGAUCUUCGCCUCCUUCAACCUGAUCUGGUCCACAGUGAUCCUGGAAGUGUGGAAGCGUGGCUGUGCCAAUAUGACCUACAGGUGGGGGACACUUGUCAUGAAGAGACAGUUUGAGGAGCCCCGGCCGGGAUUCCAUGGGGUCCUGGGUAUCAAUCCCAUCACUGGUAGGGAGGAACCUCUCUACCCCAGCUACAAGAGGCAGUUGCGCAUUUACCUGGUCUCGCUGCCCUUUGUGUGCCUCUGUCUCUAUUUCUGCCUGUAUGUCAUGAUGAUUUACUUUGACAUGGAGGCCUGGGCCUUGAGUCUACAUGAGAGCAGCGGAUCCGAGUGGACCAGCGUCCUGUUGUAUGUGCCCAGCAUCAUCUAUGCCAUUGUGAUUGAGAUCAUGAACCGCCUCUAUCGAUACGCUGCCGAAUUUCUAACUUCAUGGGAGAAUCACAGAUUGGAAUCUGCCUACCAGAAUCAUCUAAUUCUGAAAGUUUUAGUGUUCAACUUUCUGAAUUGCUUCGCCUCGCUUUUUUACAUUGCUUUCGUCUUGAGGGAUAUGAAGCUGUUGCGUCAGAGCUUGGCCACUCUCCUCAUUACCUCCCAGAUCCUUAACCAAAUUAUGGAAUCUCUUCUUCCCUACUGGCUCCAAAAGAAGCACCAUGUGCAGGUGAAGAGGAAGGUGCAGGCAUUAAAAGCGGACAUCGAUGCUACAGUAUAUGAACAAGUUGUCCUGGAAAAAGAAAUGGGAACCUACUUGGGCACCUUUGAUGAUUACUUGGAAUUAUUCCUUCAGUUUGGUUAUGUGAGCCUUUUCUCCUGCGUUUACCCAUUAGCAGCUGCCUUUGCUGUGUUAAAUAACUUCACUGAAGUUAAUUCAGAUGCCUUAAAAAUGUGCAGAGUCCUCAAACGGCCAUUCUCAGAACCUUCAGCCAAUAUUGGUGUAUGGCAGCUGGCUUUUGAAACAAUGAGUGUCAUAUCUGUGGUCACCAACUGUGCUCUAAUUGGAAUGUCACCACAAGUGAACGCCCUCUUCCCAGAGUCAAAAUUGGACCUCAUUUUGAUUGUAGUAGCAGUGGAGCAUGCACUCCUGGCUUUAAAGUUUAUACUUGCAUUUGCCAUACCUGAUAAACCACAGCAUAUCCAGAUGAAACUGGCCAGAUUGGAGUUUGAGUCUUUGGAGGCACUCAAGCAGCAGCAAAUGAAGCUCAUGGCCCAGAACCUGAAGGAGGAAUCGAGGGAAGGCAAUAAGGAGGAGGAGGCCUGAGUGCCCUCCCGGGCCGCCCUGAGCCAAGGCAGAGGGGCACCUGGAGCAAUGCGGCGUCCCCUGACCCCAGACCCGGAGCUGCGUGGCCAUAAGCGGCGGCGCCGCGCCCCGCUCUGCGGUGUCCCGGUGAGGGCCGGCGGGGAGGACAGCCGAGACCCAGCUCCUCCCAGGCCCCCACCCGGCCUGCUCCUGCCUUCCCGUCCCUGCCCAGGCCCCCCCAGCACCCCCCAUGCAGCGGCCCGGCCAUGGGGGCUGGGCGGCGGGUCAGGCCGAGCACCCCCCGCGCCACCAGCGGGGCCGGUCUGCGGGGGUUCGGGCCUGGGGAAGGGGGGCGAGGCAGUGUUUCCAGCACCCGGACAGCUCUAAACACCUCUUGCCUGGUUCUGUUUUGCGGUAUGUUAACAGACCCUUUCUCAACAAAAGCCGUCGUAACUGAGCGAUUAAAGGCAACACGUACCUCUCUGA